AUUAAGAGGAGUAGGAGACAUUGGCUUUGUGUUUACAUUACAUUCACGUGAUCUAAAAGGUUCAGCUGGGAUUACCCGUAUUGCACUUGUUGAAUUCUUGCUGAGGAUACUUUUCAGAACCAGCACAAAGAGGAUCUAGAUGUACAAGUAACGCCUACUAGGACCCCGACGAUGUUAACAGAGGCAAACGGGGAAUCCCACUUGGGGCCGCAUCUAGACUCACACAUCGACUCCCUCCUAGAUGUACCAACCAUGUCGCUACUGGAGUCAGAAGCCGUGUCCCCAUUUGAUUACUAUUGGAACGGUACCGAUAUCCCACCGUUCAGGCCCAGAAUGCCCACUUCGCCUAUAGCAUACACCAUCAUAAUCGUCAUGGAAUUGGUUCUAGGGACUAUGACCAAUGGGACAUUGAUCUACCUGGUGGCAUCGGUGCGCGAGUUGCGGACAUCACCCAACAUCCUCUUGGCGAAUCUUGCUAUCGGUGACUUUAUCUUUGUCCUUAUAACUGGACCACCUACCAUAGCACCCUCGUACAUGACAACCUCAUUCGACUAUUGCCGUAUGAAUCACUUCUUUUAUUUUACGUCGUUCGGCGUAUCUUCGUUCAGUCUUACCGCGAUUAGCAUUGAACGGUAUUUCGCUAUCGUGAAGCCUUUCCUAGUGCGUCGGUUGCGCAUCAUGCGCGCAACUGUGGUAAUAUGCCUUAUCAUUUGGGGUAUCGCCUGCGCGAUCGCCUCCUAUGUAUUCGUCGCCGCCGUGCCGUCGUUUCAAACCACCUGUACGUUUGCCUAUGAGGACCUGUCCUACCAUAUUUACUACGUCUUACAGCUUGUAUUCAUGUACGUCCUGCCUGUUUGCUCCAUGGCCAUCUUUUACGGUCUCUGUGCCAAGAAACUCCUACGAGAAAAGACAAUUCUACAGCGAAGACGAAGAGGGAGCGCAGAUACCAAGGCUAGGGUUCGAGUAUCAGUGAACUUGUUUCUCAUCACACUCGUGUUUACAAUCUGUUGGUUGCCUCAGUAUAUCUACACCGCUUGGCUUUUGUUUGGAUUCGACGUGUUUGUGUUCGGCACAAGGUCUAUGAGCAUUUUCCGCCGCGUCCGUAUAGUCAUGUACUACCUGGCGUCGUGUAUCAACCCCAUCAUCCUCUACUCCAUGAGUUCGUCAUUUCGACAACACCUCGCCAGGAAGUUCGGUCUCAAUCGGUUGACCGGAAGACGGCCGACGAAUAGUGAGGCCAGUGGACGCACCAGGAGUUCCGUUAUCAUUCGUACACCAUCUCUUCGUUCUAUCCCCCAGAUAGCCCUUCCGUUGGUUGACAACACUAGCAACGUAGAAAACCAUUACGUCCGUACUGCGUCAGAUGCGGUGUGAUCACGAAGAAACAUUAAACUCUCAUGACUGUAAAUAGAUGCACAUUCCAUAACUCAUUCAGUCGGGUAACUUGAACGAUUUAACUAGUGGCCAUCUGAUGAAAAAGGGUUACCUUUAUCAACAUUGAAAGAAAUAGAUGUUUAUUCUCAAUCAAAUCAUCAAAGUAUUUUUCAUUUCAAUCAUUUUUGUUUAAUGCUGUAGAAAUAUCUGUAUUCGCACAAAGGUAUCUUGAGAGGUUGAAUGUUAAAUGGUACUCAUUUGACUUUGUUCUCCUACAUGACCUGAAGGUCAAACGUCAAAAAAGGGCACAAUGCAGAUAAUUCAUCAAAGUGAAAUCGAAUGUGAAGCAAAUUUUUCCAACUAGAUGUAUGAAAAUGGGUGAAAUAAUUACAUUACACAGUCACUAUUAUUCCUAUUUUAUUUUAUGAAAUGUGAGAUAGAUUCCGCAUGAAACCCGUGGAUGUGAAAAUUGAAAAAAUAUAGAGAGAAUGUGACAUCAUCAUCUCUAUGAUUAUUGUAAUAUCACCUGCAUUGUGCAUGCAGCAUUUUUUGUGAAAUUUAAAAUGUAAAAAGCCAUAUCGUUCCUGUGUAACGCCUUAUUCUGUUCUUAGUGUUAUGCUUGUUUGAUUUUUUCUUUUUAUUCAAAACAAUUUGUUCGUUGGCUGUACUUGGCCUUUACCACCAAGUAAGCUAUCGACACAUCUGUUACCGGAAAAGGAGAUUAGGUUUUCCAGUAAAAAGAAUGCUAUUUGGAAUCUGGUAAUGAAAGGUUCUAAUGAUGUUAGUGUAACAUGAUUGUCAAAUCACGAAGCAUAUUUUGCGUUGGCGCCAGUCUAAUGAAAGCUCAUCUUUGGGGGCAUAACACAGUAGUGCACUAGUUUCUUCGUCCGACAGAUAUAAGGUGCACUCCAAAAGUAAACUGUCAAUUCACCAAUUUAUGUUGAUCUAAUACCUAUGCUCGCUUACGAGAUUAAAGAUAAAUGCCAGUAGUUGCAGUAAACACUGAUUUCAUGAGAAAGUCUG
This is a messenger RNA of Lytechinus variegatus (green sea urchin), 2397 nucleotides long. Its product is annotated as neuropeptide CCHamide-1 receptor-like. Gene Ontology annotation, biological process: G protein-coupled receptor signaling pathway. NCBI's taxonomy places the organism in Eukaryota, Metazoa, Echinodermata, Echinoidea, Temnopleuroida, Toxopneustidae. Gene Ontology annotation, cellular component: membrane. The record is from RefSeq and is a predicted model, not a curated record. The transcript is spliced from 3 exons. Gene Ontology annotation, molecular function: G protein-coupled receptor activity. Bases 172 to 1374 code for a protein of 400 amino acids.